Molecule: messenger RNA, 594 nt
Organism: Microplitis mediator
Lineage: Eukaryota; Metazoa; Arthropoda; Insecta; Hymenoptera; Braconidae
Exons: 3
Coding region: 91-420 (109 amino acids)
Source: RefSeq, a predicted model, not a curated record
AUUCUGAAGCCUUUUUAAGUUUGGACUCAGCUCUGUAAGCUGGUACUUUGCAAUUGUAAUAUUUAAUUACUAAAAUCAUAAUAAUUCCUCAUGAUUCGUCUAACACUUUACUGCAUUCUCAUCGCCUACGUUGUCUCGGUAAAUUGUCAGUCUUUAUCCGAGUCACAUCCAUCUCAACGUACAGAAGAUGAAGAAGUGCCUUUGUGGGAAAAAAAUGAUGGUGACUCCUUGGCUGCUUUAUUGCACAAAUUAGUAAGCUGUGAAUUAGAAAAAAGUGAUGAAGAAUCAGUACAACUCCGUACAACAUUAGAAGUAUUAUAUGCAGCCAGGUUAAGAGUUCACAAUGUAGACAGUUUGAUUUCGGAACAUCUUGAAACAAUAAGAAAAUAUCGAAAGAUGACAUGUUCAGAAUCAGUUUAAGACUGUGGUUAUGACUUAAAUUAGCCGCAUUCAGGAAGCCAAUUAUGCGAUUGAUUACGGGGUUUCAAGUUAUGAAUGUAUUUGAAAAUGACUUGUGUCUUAUUUUUAAUUUGAAUUAAUUGAUAAAUUUGUGUAAAAUAUUAUGGGUUAUCAUAAUUAAUGUUUCGAAAAUAA